UCUUACCGUAAUGUAUGUAACAGAACCCGUGCCAAUGUAAAUGACCCACUUACUUUGGCAAACGUCUUUACAACAGACAUAAAAAUAUUACCUGAUCUCUGAACACAGCAAAGAAUGUCUAAGAUGUCAAACAAAGUUCGAUUUAUCCCCUUGGAGACAGAAACUGCAGGGCCACAAGUCCAACAGCGCUCUGUGGUGUACAAAAUCACUGAAACAGGAGCUUUAGUUAUAUCGACAUUGGUUCUCCUGGCUACCUUUGCAAUUAAUGGACUAUCCUCUGUGCCGAACCAUCAGAAAUAUGGAUUUAAAUACACCAUUGCCAAUGUUUCAAGCAUGUUCUACACUCAGAUAACUCCUGCUGGCUACACAUUUGCCAUUUGGGGGGUCAUCUACCUUUGUCAAAUUGCUUGGAUUGUGUAUGGCUGGACCUUUAUGUGCCGUAAAUCUGCUGUGAAUACAAUUUCACCUUUCACAUACAUCGCCUACGCCGUGGCCAACCUCACAAAUAUCGCUUGGAUCUAUGUCUGGGACAACCUUUACAUCAAAGUCGCUGCUGGGGUGUUGUUCCUAUCCGCUAUUUCACUAUACAUCUCCCUCGGCAGUGCAGCCUACUACCUCUACACACAAACUUCUACUCUUAGCAAGAAUGAUCCAAAAGACCUCCACACCACACGAAUCCUCGUUCUCAACUCUCUUGCCAUCUACAUGACCUGGGUAACAAUUGCUUCUCUCAUCGGUCUCACAACUGUCCUCCAGUACUUCACAAGCAUUGGUGCUGUUGCUGCUGGGACCACAUCCCUCUCCAUACUUGCUGUGAUUGUUCUGGUCUAUUUCAUUCUCGAGAACACUAUUUUGGAUCGAUACCUUCGCUAUGUGGGUAUUGUGUACCCUGUUCUUAUCUGGGCCCUCACAGGGUCUGUAGUCGCUCAUUGGGGAAAGGAAACGGAUGGACAGAAUCCUGUCAUCACUGUCGUGCUGCUGGCUGUGUCUAUUUUACUGUUCUUGGUGAGGAUCGUCUUGUGGAUUGUCUUCUCAAAGAUUCGCCCACUGCAACAGACCGUGAAAUCGGUUGUUGUAUGAACUACACUAAUAGACAGUAUCUUAGCUGUGUUUGUUCAUUAGUAUACACAUGCAUGUGUUUUAAAUGUUAGAACACUCGAUCAAUAGCUAUAAUUAUAUGCAAAUUAAUUAAGGCGA
Messenger RNA from Halichondria panicea, 1197 nucleotides. RefSeq lists its product as uncharacterized. NCBI's taxonomy places the organism in Eukaryota, Metazoa, Porifera, Demospongiae, Suberitida, Halichondriidae. The record is from RefSeq and is a predicted model, not a curated record. Bases 115 to 1080 code for a protein of 321 amino acids. The transcript has a single exon.